Molecule: messenger RNA, 988 nt
Organism: Brassica napus (rape)
Lineage: Eukaryota; Viridiplantae; Streptophyta; Magnoliopsida; Brassicales; Brassicaceae
Product: nucleolin
Source: RefSeq, a predicted model, not a curated record
AUGGUUACAGAGCGAAGACUACCUAACCUACCUCAAUUUGUAGAAAGAGCUAACCUGUAUUCUCCUUUAUCGACCGUUGUUAUUGAACGAACCGGUUCUGCUUGGACCUCUCUGCAUAUCCUCGCCUCGGAUAUCCUUAUCCCCAAUCCCAAACACCUCGGAGCAGCGUUCCGUUCAAACUCCGUCUGUUUAUUCUACGCAAUCCCAAUGUCGGAUCCACCUGGCUCUUCAGGACGCGGGAUGUUCACGCGCGGAUCUUCAAUGCGGGUCGGGUCGAGUAAAAACCCGGACGAUCUCCCCGACGUAAGCAUCCCUGGAGACGGACCCCCGUCGAGGAGCUUCAAGCCGCAGUUCUCACGCCACGAUUCCGUCAGAGAUCACGGUGACGGCGAAGACGAUAGGAUCCUCCGUCAUCCGGUGGUUAAGUUCGAGGACGAAAGGCAGAUGUCUGCGAGAGAAGCCGUCGCGGCGCAGGAAGCUGCAGAAGCAGACGAGGAAGACGACGAAAAUGAUGAUGAUUCAGAAGAAGAAGCAGAGGAGAAAUCAUCCGCGCCGAAGCAGACGAUGUCGCUGAUGGAUCUGUUGGAAGAGACGGAUCGGCAAAUGGGGUUGACGGGAGCAAGAUACGCCAUGGACGAAGAAGAAGAAGACGAAGAAGAUGAAGACGAGGAAGAAGAAGAAGGAGAAGGAGAGCUGAGUUGCUGCGUUUGUCAUGUAUACAUCAAAGGCGCGACCUUUGCACCGUGCGGUCACACGUUUUGUAAGCUCUGCUCUAAAGAGCUUAUGGCUCAGAAAGGUCAUUGUCCUGUUUGCAUCAGCUUCGUCCUCGAGUUCCUCGAAAUCUUCUAGAAACAUAUCUUUGAAAUUUUGAAACUUUUUUUAUUAUUUUCUUGGAUAACGUUCAGACAUGUUACAUUCAACAGUGUAGACAAAAAGACCAAACAUUGAGCUUAACAAUGGUCAACAAGACGGUUGUAACCAUGACAUC